AUGGAAGUUGAAAAGGCUAAAGAGAUCUUUGAUCAAUUUGCAUCAAUAAAUUCCAAUAAUGAAAAAUUCUUAUCAUUACCUCAAUUUACCACUAUUUUAUCACCAUUAGAAUCAGAUAUUCCUACUAAAUCAUUUUCAAUUUUAUAUUUAUUGGCUGAUAAGGAAAAGAAAGGUUAUGUUACUGAAAACAACUUUGUUGAUUUUAUCACUACUUUAAAUGAUAUUGAUGGUGAAUUCAAGUUAAUCUAUAAAUUAAUUGGUUCGGGUAGUGGAUCAUCAGUUAAAGAAACCAUCAAAUACAAUGAAUGUAUAGAUAUGUUGAAUAAGUUAAAUAAAGCCAUUGAUCCAAACUAUCAACAAAAGAAAUUCAAGAUGAAUUGGCUUUAUUUUAACAAAUCUUUUGAACCAAAUGGUGAAAUCAAUUAUAAUGAUUUCAUUAAUUUGAUCAAUAAUUUACCUUUAACCAAAUUGAUUGGAUCUUUUGAAUUAAUUGCUAAGAAUGGAGUUAUUUCAUCCGAGGAAUUAAUUGAUUUAUUAUCACAAAACUUGAAUCAUAAAUUAUCUAACAAUUUAAAGAAGAAUCUUACUUCCGUACCUGAUUUUUUCAAAAAACAAUCGUUCAAUUUUUCCGAUGUCACUUUCAUUUAUAAUUGCUUAAGUAAAAUUGAUUUAAUCAAUGAAGUCAUUGCUAAUACACCUGCUAAUUCAUCACAAGAAAAGAAUGAUAUUUUAAUCAAUAAACUUGAUUUAUAUAAUCAUUUAAAAGAUCCUUUAUUGAAAUCUUCAAAUUUUAAACCUGUCACUAUGAACGAGUUAAAUUUAUUAUUCUAUUUGAUUAAUAAGAAUGAAGAAACUGUUUCUAGAAAAGAUUUAAUCAAUGUUUUAAACCCAAAUUACUUUGUCAAUACUAAUAACUUAUAUUCAAUUUUUGAACAUCCAGCAGCUUCACCAAUUAUUAAUGAUAAUUUCUCAUUAUGGCCAAUUUUUGAUUCAUUAUAUUCAUUUUUCCUUGGUUCUAUAGCUGGUUGUAUUGGAGCUACUGUAGUUUAUCCAAUUGAUUUAGUUAAAACUAGAAUGCAAGCUCAAAAACAUAAAGCUUUAUAUGCAAAUUCAUUAGAUUGUUUUAAAAAAAUCAUUAAAAAUGAAGGUUUGAAAGGUUUAUAUUCAGGUUUAGGAGCUCAAUUAGUUGGUGUUGCCCCAGAAAAAGCUAUUAAAUUAACUGUUAAUGAUUUAGUUCGUGGUAUUGGUACUGAUGAUUAUGGUAAAAUUACUAUGGGAUGGGAAAUUCUUGCAGGUUCAUCAGCUGGUGCUUGUCAAGUUAUUUUCACUAAUCCUUUAGAAAUUGUUAAAAUUAGAUUACAAAUGCAAGGUGGUAGUAAAACUAAUAAUUUACCUGGAGAAAUUCCAAGAAAACAAUUAACUGCUGGACAAAUCAUUAAAACUUUAGGUAUUAAAGGUUUAUAUAGAGGUGCUUCAGCUUGUCUUUUAAGAGAUGUUCCAUUUUCAGCCAUUUAUUUCCCAACUUAUGCUAAUAUAAAGAAAUAUUUAUUCAAUUAUGAUCCUGAUGAUGCUAAUAAAAGACAUAAUUUAAAUACUUUAGAAUUACUUAUUUCUGGAGCUAUGGCAGGUGCACCAGCAGCUUUCUUCACAACUCCUGCAGAUGUUAUAAAGACAAGAUUACAAAUGGAAAGAAAAUCAACUGAUAUUAAAUAUAGAGGUAUUAUUCAUGCAUUUACUUCAAUUUUGAAAGAAGAAGGAGGUUCAGCUUUCUUUAAAGGUUCAUUAGCAAGAGUUUUCAGAUCUUCACCUCAAUUUGGUUUUACUUUAGCUUCUUAUGAAUUAUUACAAAAAAUGUUCCCAUUAAAUCCUCCAAAUACAAAAUCUUCUAAUUUUAAGACUAUUGUUGGAUAUCCUGGAGUUUAUUCAUUAACUAAUGAUCAAGUUUAUAAUAAUCAAACUGGUAGAAUCAUGUAUUUAAAUCAAUCUAGUUUAUUAAAACAACAUGGUUUAGUUGGUGAUGAUGUUGAUUCAAAAGAUUUAGUUAAAUUACCUGCUAAUUAUGUUUAUAAGAGUCAUGAUGCAAUCAAAAUCUUAUUAGAUAUUGAUUAUAAAUUUGGUAAUUUCGAUUAUCAAUCUUACUUAAAUUUUAUUGGUAAAUAA
Yamadazyma jaroonii is the source of this 2160-nucleotide messenger RNA. The record is from the annotation of a GenBank genome assembly. NCBI's taxonomy places the organism in Eukaryota, Fungi, Ascomycota, Pichiomycetes, Serinales, Debaryomycetaceae.